CCCAACAAUAUACACCCAUCCAAAAUCACCAACCCUUUACACCCAUCCAACAACCCCAACCCAACACCCAACACCACCCCCAAAAUGCCGCCUCCCGACUCCCCCCUCCCCCAGCCCUGGCGCCGAACCCCCCUCAUCCACUCGACCACCCUCUCCGCCGCCGCCGGCUGCCAAAUCCACCUGAAGCUGGAAAACCUGCAGCCCAGCGGCUCCUUCAAAUCCCGCGGCAUCGGCAACCUACUGCUCUCGCACCUCGCCUCCGUCCCCGCGGACGCCCGCUCGAAACUCCACUUCUACUCGAGUUCGGGCGGCAACGCGGGGCUGGCGUGCGUCAGUGCUGCGGCCGCGCUGGGCGCGCCGGCGACGAUUGUCGUCCCGCUGAGCACGAGCGCGUUUAUGGUCGGCAAGAUGUGGGAGGCGGGUGCGGCGGGGGUGUUGCAGCGGGGCGCGAGUUGGGCCGAGGCGGAUGCGUAUUUGCAGGGUGAAGUCAUGGGGGAGGCGCGGGCGCGGGGCGAGGCGCCGGUGUAUGUGCCGCCGUUUGAUGCGCGGUUGAUUUGGGAAGGGCAUGCGACGAUGGUGCCGGAGAUUGUGGAGGACUUGGGGGAGGUGCCGGAUGUGCUUGUGUGUAGUGUUGGAGGAGGGGGGUUGUUUUGCGGGGUGAUGUUGGGGAGGGAGGCGCUGGGGGAGGAGGCGGAGAGGAUGAAGAUGCUUGCUGUUGAGACGGAGGGGGCGGAUUCGUUGAAUCUGUCGUUGAGAGAGGGGAAGUUGAGUACCCUGCCUGCCAUCACCAGCAUUGCGACUACACUGGGGGCCAGGACGGUGGCAAAGCAAGCUUAUGAGUAUGCACAAAGGGAUUGCGUAAAGAGCUUGGUUUUGAAAGAUACAGAGGCUAUGGAGGGGUGUGUGAAGUUCGCAAACGAUGAGAGGAUCAUGGUCGAGGCUGCGUGUGGCGUCAGUCUUGCGCUGUGUUACGGAGGGCGGCUGAAGAAGGCGUUGCCGGAGCUGACGGAGACAAGCAAAGUGGUGAUUGUGGUGUGCGGCGGGAAGAACGUCACUGCAGGAAUGUUGCAGGCUUGGGCGGAGGAGUUGAAGCAGACGGCAUGAAUGAUGAAUCCUCGAAAGGCAAGACGACUGUGCAUAUAGAUCACAUUAGAAUAGACAACUUGCACAAGCAAAUCGCGAAAUAGCCUGG
This is a messenger RNA of Boeremia exigua, 1192 nucleotides long. Its product is annotated as tryptophan synthase beta subunit-like PLP-dependent enzyme. Gene Ontology annotation, biological process: L-serine catabolic process; L-threonine catabolic process. NCBI's taxonomy places the organism in Eukaryota, Fungi, Ascomycota, Dothideomycetes, Pleosporales, Didymellaceae. The transcript has a single exon. The record is from RefSeq and is a predicted model, not a curated record. Bases 85 to 1104 code for a protein of 339 amino acids. Gene Ontology annotation, molecular function: pyridoxal phosphate binding; threonine deaminase activity; L-serine ammonia-lyase activity.